AAUUCAGGCAGCCUCGAACUCCGCGGGUGCUUGUCAGGGUCCUCCACUGGAGGGAGCGCAGAGUCUACAGGGAUUUGCUUUUCCAGAGGCCUCAGAAUGCCCUGUCCCUGGUGGCCCCAAACCCCUGAGAAAGUUUUAGUGUGGAAGCCAGGUCGUUUGGGGUGGCAUGUCUGUGCUUGAUACUAAGUGAGGAAAAGUUGAUUGUUAUCGAGGGGGAUACAGUAAGUGGGGGUCAUCUUCUCUUCCAUCCUGGCUUUAAGGCUGGGAGCCCCAGCCCUGCAACCCCCUCUACAACGUGAUUCCCCACCCAGUGCAAGAGGCACACAUGUUCACCCCACUUUCUUCCUCUUCCUCCUCCAGCCCACUUUCUCUUCUCUGUGUCGUCAGAGCUCCAGGGAGGGACCUGGGUAGAAGAGAAGCCGGAAACAAGCAGGCUGGGCAGCCACUGCUUGCACUGGAGAGGAAGGCCGGGAAAGGAUUGUGUGUGUGAGUGUGUGUGUGUAGUGGUUUGUUUAUUUGUUUGUUUGUUUUGCUUUUUGGUGGUGGUGGUGGUAGAGGGGAGUGCUAGCAGGCCAGCCCUGAACUCACUGGACAGAGCCAGGCAGUGGACGCCGAGAAAGGGAGAAGACCGCUGAGGGGUGCUGAGGCACCCUCCAAACCCCAGACCAUGUCUCUGUGGAGUCUGGUCUCCAAGAUGUCCCCAGAAAAACUACAGCGGCUCUAUGUUGACUUUCCUCAGCACCUGAGGCAUCUCUUAGGAGACUGGCUUGAGGACCAGCCAUGGGAGUUCCUGGUCAGCUCAGAUGCCUUCUGCUGCAACGUGGCAAUCGCCCUACUUUCAGCCACUGUCCAGCGUCUUCAGGCUUCUGCAGGAGAGCAGGGAGAAGGAAACACCAUCCUGCAACACAUCAGCACCCUGGAGAGCAUAUAUCAGAGGGACCCCCUGAAGCUUGUUGCCACUUUCAGACAAAUACUUCAAGGAGAGAAAAAAGCUGUUAUGGAGCAGUUCCACCACCUGCCAAUGCCUUUCCACUGGAAGCAAGAAGAACUCAAGUUUAACACAGCCCUGCAGAGGCUGCAGCACCGAGUUAGGGAGAUCCGCCUUCUUCGAGAAGCCCUGCAUCAGGGGACUGAAGCUGGACAAGUGUCUCUGCACAGCUUGAUAGAUACUCCUGCUAAUGGGACUGAGCCAAGUGAGGCCCUGGCCACACUGCUUCAGGACACCAUUAAGGAGCUGGAGAUGGCUCAGACCCUGGUGCUGAAGAGGAUCCAGAUUUGGAAACGGCAGCAGCAGCUGGCAGGGAAUGGUGCACCCUUUGAGGAGAGCCUGGCCACGCUACAGGAGAGGUGUGAGAGCCUGGUGGACAUUUAUUCUCAGCUACAGCAGGAGGUAGGGGCAGCUGGUGGGGAGCUUGAACACAAGACCCAGGCAGCCCUGAUUCACCGGCUGGAUGAAGUCCUUCAGACCCUCGUCACCAGCUCUUUCCUGGUGGAGAAGCAGCCCCCCCAGGUUCUGAAGACUCAAACUAAGUUCCAAGCAGGAGUUCGGUUCUUGCUGGGCCUGCGGUUCCUGGGUGCUCCAGCCAAGCCUCCGCUGGUCAGAGCUGACAUGGUGACUGAGAAGCAGGCGAGGGAGCUGAGCAUGCCCCAGGGAUCUGGGGCUGGAACAGAGAGUACUGGGGAGAUCAUCAACAACACAGUACCGCUGGAGAACAGCAUUCCUGGGAACUGCUGCUCUGCCCUCUUCAAGAACCUGCUCCUGAAGAAAAUCAAGCGGUGUGAGCGAAAGGGCACUGAAUCUGUCACCGAGGAGAAGUGUGCAGUUCUCUUCUCUACCAGUUUCGUGCUCGGCCCCAACAAACUCCCUAUGCAGCUCCAGGCCCUGUCUCUGCCCUUGGUGGUCAUUGUGCAUGGCAACCAAGACAACAAUGCCAAAGCCACUAUCCUGUGGGACAAUGCCUUCUCUGAAAUGGAUCGUGUGCCCUUUGUGGUUGUUGAGCGGGUGCCUUGGGAGAAGAUGUGUGAAACUCUGAACCUCAAGUUCAUGGCUGAAGUGGGAACCAACCGGGGACUGCUCCCGGAGCACUUCCUCUUCCUGGCCCAGAAGAUCUUCAAUGACAACAGCCUUAGCAUGGAGACCUUCCAGCACCGCUGUGUGUCCUGGUCACAGUUUAACAAGGAGAUCCUGCUGGGCCGGGGCUUCACCUUUUGGCAGUGGUUUGAUGGUGUCCUAGACCUCACCAAACGCUGUCUCCGGAGCUACUGGUCAGACCGGCUGAUCAUCGGCUUCAUCAGCAAGCAGUAUGUCACUAACCUCCUUCUCAAUGAGCCCGAUGGAACCUUCCUGCUCCGCUUCAGUGACUCAGAGAUUGGGGGCAUCACCAUUGCUCACGUCAUCAGGGGCCAGGAUGGUUCACCACAGAUAGAGAACAUCCAGCCAUUUUCUGCCAAAGACUUGUCCAUUCGUUCACUGGGGGACCGAAUCCGGGAUCUUGCUCAGCUCAAAAACCUCUACCCCAAGAAACCCAAAGAUGAGGCCUUCCGGAGCCACUACAAGCCUGAACAGAUGGGUAAGGAUGGCAGGGGCUAUGUCCCAGCUACCAUCAAGAUGACUGUAGAAAGGGACCAGCCCCUCCCCACCCCAGAGCCCCAGAUGCCUGCCAUGAUGCCCUCUUAUGAUCUUGGAAUGACCCCUGAUCCCUCCAUGAGCAUGCAGCUCAGCCAAGACAGGAUGCCCCCAUUGUACCCCCAACAUUCUCAUUCCAUCCCAUCGUAUCAAGGCCUCCCCCAAGAAGAGUCAGUCAAUGUGCUACCAGCCUUUCAGGAGCCUCACAUGCAGAUGCCCCCUCCGCUGAGCCAGAUAAGCCUGUCCUUUGACCAGCCUCACCCCCAGAGCCUGCUGCCAUGCCAGCCUCAGGAGCACACAGCUGUAGAUGUGACCAUGGAUGAAGACAGCUGCCUAACCCAGCCAGUGGGAAGGUACCACCAAGGCACUUGGGUUGAUGAAGACAUGUUCCCUGCCCUGCUGCCUCCCACUGAACAGGACCUCACCAAGCUUCUCCUAGAAGGCCAAGGAGAGGCAGGGGGAGGGUCCUUGGGACCCCAGCCCCUCCUGCAGCCCUCCCCCUAUGGGCAGCCUGGGAUCUCAAUGUCCCACCUGGACCUAAGAGCCAACCCCAGUUGGUGAUGGGGCAAACCCGUGACAACUCUCCUGUCUCCGUGGAUCUGCUCCAGAUAGCUGCUCAGAGGUGCCUGCCAUCUCCAGCUGCUCCGGGAGGAAAAGACUGCCAGGGGAAUAUUUGGAGGGGAAAGCUAUUCUUCAUCUUUCUUCCUUCCUACCACACACCAGUGUUCCCUUUCUUCCACCACUGGAAGAAAUCCAGGGUCCAAGACGAGAUACGCUCUAACAUGCCUGCUCCUGCAACACACACACUGCUCCCUGUGGAGGCCGAGGCUGAGAAAAGGGUAGCUAGGCAAGAGCACGGGUUAGGGCAUAGAAGGCUUUUCCACUCACUCAGAGCCAGAGCCUAUGACAUCCGUGUAGACAGGUGCACACAUCUGCACUAGAAGCCAGGGACAAGACAGCGUGGGCCUGGGUGUCAGCUCUCGGGGCACAGGGAAGGAGCGUAGUGGAGCCUGUGAGGAGUCUGGGCAUGUAGUAACCGAUAAGGAUUUUGCUGGUAACAAAAUGUAAAUUCCCCCAGGCCUCAGAUUCUUGUCAGAUGGAGGCUUGGGAUACAGGUGAGAACGUGUGAAGUGCUAGGGCCAAGCUUCUUUGUGCGCAGCUGUGUGAAAAUGUAUAUACUCAGACUUGCUAACAUAUAGAGGUGACGUUACAUGACUGCAGAACGUGCGUCUGUGUGCCUUCACCUGUGACAACACAAAUUUGAAAGCGAGACACUGCAUAAUGCACAGCACGUACGGUAGCCUCUGACAUAUAAUCCCAAUGUCCUGGAUGUGACUGUACGCAAGUGGGCCUACAGAUCUACAAAGGACUACGGCUUCGGUGGCUCCAUACCCUCCAUGUUACUCAGAGCCAGGGCGUGGGAGUGGCCUCCAGGCUUCACUGUGUGGCCCCUUCAGGGUGGCUCUGCCCACUGCUUCUCUUCUAGUUCCCCACCCACUGCCAGCUUCCCUCCACCCCAUGCCACCCAUUUUCUCUCUUGGCAGGGGGGUCAUGGAUCCUAAGCCAUAAAAUAAAUUUUAUUCCAAAAUAACAAAAUAAAUAAUCUACUGUACACAAUCUGAAAAGAAA
This is a messenger RNA of Fukomys damarensis (Damara mole-rat), 4255 nucleotides long. RefSeq names its product signal transducer and activator of transcription 6 (gene Stat6). The record is from RefSeq and is a predicted model, not a curated record. The transcript is spliced from 22 exons. Lineage: Eukaryota; Metazoa; Chordata; Mammalia; Rodentia; Bathyergidae. Gene Ontology annotation, molecular function: RNA polymerase II cis-regulatory region sequence-specific DNA binding; DNA-binding transcription factor activity, RNA polymerase II-specific. Gene Ontology annotation, biological process: regulation of transcription by RNA polymerase II; growth hormone receptor signaling pathway via JAK-STAT; cytokine-mediated signaling pathway. The coding region runs from base 668 to 3187 and encodes 839 amino acids.